UGUAAGGUCAAAAGUGCUGUUUGAAAAGGGAAUCAUCAAACUCGCCUUACGCUUCCCCACCUCCCUAAAUAACACACUCGCCCUGGCCCUCCCUCUCUCUCUCUCUCUCUCUCAGAGGCCAUGAUUGAUGAAAAUCCAUUGAAGAAGCAAAGGCAGCCUCUUAUCUCCCAAAGCAACUCUUCUCACUUUUAAUCUGUGUCAGACUCACGAGACUCCGACCCAAAGCACACAACGCAAUUCACAGGACUCACAAGAAAGCAGAGAUCAACCCCAUACCCCAAAAGAGAAAAAAGGAGAAAACCAGAGAGAAGCAGCAAAUGGAGACUCCUAAUGGCACACCCAAGAAGAAAAGCGUAGAACACGGACAGGUUAUGGACGGUUCGGAUAUAAUGAAGUUGGUUGGGAACGACGAGGUGUUUAGCAAUUUCGUGGACCAUAAGUUCCAGGAGCUUGAUAGGGAUAGAGAUGGGAAACUCUCUGUGAAGGAGCUUCAGCCUGCUGUGGCUGAUAUUGGUGCUGCUCUGGGUUUGCCUGCUCAGGGCACCGCUUCUGAUUCCGAUCACAUUUAUUCUGAGGUCUUGAAUGAAUUCACACAUGGGAAACAAGAAACAGUGAGCAAGACUGAGUUCAAAGUGGUUCUUUCAGACAUUCUUUUAGGCAUGGCUGCCGGGUUGAAGCGGGAUCCUAUUGUGAUCCUCCGGAUUGAUGGUGAAGACCUUCUUGAAUUCAUCACUGGCCCAACUUUUGAACCAGAGAUGGUGUCCAUAUUUUCGCAGAUAGACUCACACGAUGGAUCCCUCCGAGACUCUAUAAUUAAGGCUUUUGAAAAACUUAGCGUGGAUCAAGGGAUGCCCCCUUCUUUGGAUUCUUGGGUUUUGGAAAACAUUGUGCAACCAGCAUUUCGAUCCUGUGCUGGUCAUGAUUGGGACAAAUCUGUCUCUCAAGAAACAUUCUUGGUGGAGUUUAAGAAAGUUGCAGAAUGCGUGGCUCAGCAUCUCAAAGAGCAACCUGUGAUUGUCGCCCACAGUGAAAAUACCUUUGAAGGAAGUGGCGUUAAGAGAUUAUUAUCGAACCAGUUUGAAUUAGACAAGAUUUUGAACGCAACUUUAGAGAAUGUACCAAAAGAUCGCAGUGGAAAACUGUCUAAGGAGUAUCUGCAAGUGGCGUUUGAUGUUGUGGCUCCGUCAGCUGGUCUACCUCCAGUUGGUGCAGUUGAAGAGAUGGAUAAGAUUGUUGGUGAUGUGUUCAAGAUGAUGAAUGUGGAUGAUGGGAAGAUGGUUAAAGAAGAUGAGUUCAAGAAAUUAUUGACUGAAAUCCUGGGGGGUAUCAUGUUGCAACUGGAGGGCAAUCCGAUUUCAGUUUCUACAAAUUCAGUCGUGCACGAGCCCCUUGCCUCCUCUUCUUCACUUUUGCAGCCAUCUUCCUAGUCAUACAGCAUAGCUGCCUUAACUAUAUUAUAAGAACCAUAUAAUUUUGUUAUCAUAAUGAUUACCAUUUACCAUAAGUUCUGUAUUGGGUAAAUUGAGCGUGCUAAUCCAUGUAAUGCUUUAAAAUGUUA
Molecule: messenger RNA, 1558 nt
Organism: Juglans microcarpa x Juglans regia
Lineage: Eukaryota; Viridiplantae; Streptophyta; Magnoliopsida; Fagales; Juglandaceae
Exons: 6
Coding region: 318-1427 (369 amino acids)
Molecular function (GO): calcium ion binding
Source: RefSeq, a predicted model, not a curated record